CGCUGUGGGAACACUGUGGCAUGGCGCCGUUUCCUUUGACGCAGCAUUCCAUCCGGUCCUGAGGCAGAAUCCACCCAAGACGACAGACGGAGACCAUGGAGCCCUUCAAGCCCAAGGUCACGGGUUUCCCGAGCCUGGGAGUCGACGAGGACCAGGAAGAGCCCUGUGAAAUCAAGCAAGAGAUGUUCGCACCCCAGCCUGCGGCUGUGGCCACACAAGUCAAGGGGGAAGGAGAUCACGAAGGCGACCAGGAUGCCGGUGGUGAUGGUGACAGCAAAGUUGAUAGUAACGACGAAGACAACAGUGAUAGUCACCAAGAAGAUGGCGGUGAUGGUAACAGCGACCGCGAUGAGGGCGCCGGUGAGUUGGGUGCUGGAGGUCCUUUGCCCGCAGGUCCGGAAACCCACGAAGUGGGCUGUGGCCGCAGCCCACCGCCGCCUUUGGAGCGCGAGGAGCCCAAGCAGGAGGGACAAGACGCCGUCUCGGGGCCCGAGCGGCCAAGGAGGCAGUAUGCGGGCCCCCGCAGGUUAACCCAGCAGCAGUUCUGCCAGCUGGAGAGCUUGUUCCAGCGCAACCAGCAUCCGGACGCCAUCACGCGCCAGGAACUUGCGAGAGUCAUCGAGGUGCCUGCAGCCAGAGUGCAGAUUUGGGAAAUAAGUGUUGAACUUCUGGGUCUUGGGGAGGGGGAGGUGGGCUACAUAAAGCCCAGGUGUUGGGAAUUGCCCAUUACCAGAGGGAACAUGAUUCCCUAA
Molecule: messenger RNA, 752 nt
Organism: Suricata suricatta (meerkat)
Lineage: Eukaryota; Metazoa; Chordata; Mammalia; Carnivora; Herpestidae
Product: homeobox protein Rhox13-like
Exons: 4
Coding region: 96-752 (218 amino acids)
Biological process (GO): regulation of transcription by RNA polymerase II
Molecular function (GO): DNA-binding transcription factor activity, RNA polymerase II-specific; RNA polymerase II transcription regulatory region sequence-specific DNA binding
Source: RefSeq, a predicted model, not a curated record